Molecule: messenger RNA, 1258 nt
Organism: Vitis vinifera (wine grape)
Lineage: Eukaryota; Viridiplantae; Streptophyta; Magnoliopsida; Vitales; Vitaceae
Exons: 3
Coding region: 154-603 (149 amino acids)
Source: RefSeq, a predicted model, not a curated record
UACAAGAGACCUCAAGAACUCCUCUCAUGUCUUCCACCGUAAUAUAAAGUUGUGUUCCAUAAGCUUCCUGGCUCCCUCGGGAGGUUCAUUUGAAUCAGCUUGUGACAUUCCGCUGUCUCAGACACUCACUCUCGACUCUUCUGCUUCAAGCCAAUGGCGGCGUGGACAGCUGUGGCUCGUCAAGCUGGGAACUUGACUCGGCUUUCCUCUCCCGCUCCUCUGGCUACUUCUCUAAUCCAUCGGCGAGGUCUAGCCAGCGGUGGCGAUCAUCAUGGACCUCCGAAGGUGAACUUUUGGCAGGAUCCCUUGAGCCCAUCCAAAUGGAAAGAAGAGCAUUUUGUUAUCGUCUCCCUAUCUGGCUGGGGCUUACUCUUCUAUGGGGGCUAUAAGUUUUUCACCAAGGGCAAGAAGGACAACAAAGAAGAGGUAUUUGAUUAUAUCCUCAAUUUAUUAGCUUGCUAUUUUUUUGGGUCUUUUUCCCCCACUAUUUUUGUUGUUGUUGUGGAUGCGGGCAUGCCUAUAGUCAUUCCUAUAUCCUUUAUUCGCCUUCAUCUAACCUAUCAUUCCCUUGGUGACAAUGGCCAUAAUAAAAAAUUUGUUUGACUUAAUCCUUUUUGUGAACAUUUUUUUAAUUCCAUGGAUCAAUGUUUUAGCAUGAUAAGGAAGAGCAAAGCUGUUUUUUGCCAUGAUGAUUUAGCAGGCAUGAAAAAGAACUUCAUUUUUCCAGUUUGGAUCUCAUAUUUAAUUUCCAGGUAUUUAGGCAAGCAAGGCAAUUUUUUUUCUGCUGUGCUGAAAUUUCUGAUUCCAUAUUUUAUGUUGAUCUGUAUCAUGGUGCCAGUUAAUUUCCCAAUUGAUUUAUACCAUUGUGCCAGUUAGUUUCCUCAAUGCCGGGCCAUCAUGAAACUUACCACCAUUGGAAUGGUUAAACCCAUCCAAAAUGCUACUGGAAAUCACUAUAAUCUUUCUGAACCUGACUUGCCUCAUCUCUUGGCAGAAAGUUGGAGAUGCUUCCCAUUAGAUUGGCGUCGGUUUCAUCAUCCAGAAAUAAAGAGGUUUUCCAGGGCUAAGAAGUAGCUCUAGGGCUAGAGGGUGCUUUAUAUGUUGACAGAUUCCGGUUUUGGGUAGUUCCGGUUGUACAUUACUCUUGGAAAAUAUGGUAUGUGAUGAAUGCUGAGACCCUGAUCAUUUUCUCUUCUGCUUGUCCCUGUGGCCAUGAUGAUAACCUUAUUGCAUUCUAAAUACACAUCUUAAGAGUUAA